Molecule: messenger RNA, 1071 nt
Organism: Penicilliopsis zonata CBS 506.65
Lineage: Eukaryota; Fungi; Ascomycota; Eurotiomycetes; Eurotiales; Aspergillaceae
Exons: 4
Coding region: 234-794 (186 amino acids)
Biological process (GO): endoplasmic reticulum to Golgi vesicle-mediated transport; regulation of GTPase activity
Cellular component (GO): trans-Golgi network; cis-Golgi network; TRAPP complex
Source: RefSeq, a predicted model, not a curated record
CGAGCGACGUCUCUCAUACCUAGGUAGGAGUAACUAAGGUCGGAGCCUACGCAUCUCAUAUGCACCGCUGAAUAUGGAAUUAAGUACUCCGUACUUCAUACUCACCACAUCUAGUUGAAACAAAGCAUAUUUAAUAACUAUCCUUUUAUUGCACAAGAGGCUCAAUCCUCGAAUUGGCAUUGCACUUUGACACUUCGAAUCAAGCUCAAAUAGCGCUGCCAUCCUCUACCACAAUGUCAUUCGAUGCAUCGUCUCUACCAUCUGACCCGCACGCCCGCUUUCUGAGCGCAUCAUGUCUCGAUUUCCUCCUUAUAGAGAUUGUGCCUAUGGCGGAAAGAUUAGCAAAAGAGUUCAGUGUUGACGACAAACGACAGGACGACGAGGAGAUUCGAGAAUCAACUUUCUUCCGCCUCGAAACACUAGGCUACAGAGUUGGGCAAGGACUUACAGAAAGGUUUUCUCGGGAUCGCCCCCGUUUUUCUGAUAACCUCGAUGCCAUCAAGUUUCUUUGCAAAGAUUUAUGGACCAUUCUCUUCCGAAAACAAAUCGACAACCUCAAAACAAACCAUCGGGGUGUCUACGUGUUGACAGAUAAUGCCUUUCGUCCAUUCACCAGGAUGAGCAUGUCUGUCCGAAGCGAGGCCGUGUCUAGGGCGCAAGCGCACUUGUGGUUCCCUUGUGGUGUUAUUCGGGGGGCCUUGGCUAAUAUGGGAAUUCAUACAACUGUACAAGCGGAGGGAUCUGAGCUUCCGUGUGCAACCUUUCAGAUCAAAACUAUCCAGCCCACGCCCUGAGGGUUUCUGAGAGAAAAUUGUGUCGAAUUUUGAAUAAAGCUGAAGGAGAGGUCUGAUGUCGGGCUUUGGCGGGUUAGAUAAUGCAUGUUCCUGUAGCCCGUAACCAGCCCCCAAGAAGGCCAACUAGAGCUGCAGAAACAUGCAGCACCCGCAUCUCUGUGUUUAUUACUGGACUUCUGACCCUCAUAUAUGAAAUGUGAACUUUCUCAUUUCUAAUCCGCCUACUGGCUUAAUUCUAUGGAUCGAUCCGAAAGGAAUCUUUAUGGAACAAGGGUAG